AUGUCGCGCUCGCGCACGGUGCGGAUCUUCUGGGACGAUCCUGACCUGACGGACUCCUCCGGCGAGGAGGAGGCCUGCGGAGCCCGGAGGGUCGGCAGGAUGGUGCGGGAGCUGCCGCCCGUGGCAGCAGCAGCAGCAGCGCCAGAGGCUGCUCCCGUGCCGGAUCAGUGCAACGCCGGGGAAGGCGACCGCGGGAGGAGGGUCGUCGGUGUCGCUGGUCCCGGCGUGUGCAGCGGGGCGCGGAGACGGCUGGCCAAGGGUGGCCCCGGCGCGGCGAGCACCAAGUUCCGCGGCGUCCGGAGGCGGCCGUGGGGCAAGUUCGCGGCGGAGAUCCGUGACCCGUGGCGCGGCGUGCGCGUGUGGCUCGGCACCUUCGACACCGCGGAGGAGGCCGCGCGCGUCUACGACACCGCCGCCAUCCAGCUCCGCGGGACCAACGCCACCACCAACUUCUCCUCCGCCGGCUCCGGGGCCGGCCACCUGCAGGACCCGGCGACCCCCGGCGGCUACGAGUCCGGCGCGGAGUCCACGCCGGCGGUGUCGUCGCCGACGUCCGUGCUCCGCAAGGUCCCUUCCCUGUCCUCCCUCGCCGAGGACUCCUCCAAGGACGACUCCGACGCCGCGGCCCCGUGCGAGCCGGCCGCUGCCGAGUGCCGCAGCCUGGCCGUCCUCGAGGAGGAGGAGCUCGGCGAGUUCGUGCCGUUCGAGGACGCGCCGGUCUACGCCACCAGCGGCUUCUGGGACUUCGAGCCUGACGCCGGGUUCCUCUACGCCGAGCCGUCGUCGGCGGAGGCGUCGUGGAACGCCGCCACCGCCGCCGAGCCCGCGGCCACGUCCGAUGACGCGCCCAGCUGGGCCGCGUCGUCGCCGAUGCAGGAGAACAACGACUACUUCCAGGACCUGCGCGACCUCUUCCCGCUCAACCCGCUUCCCGCGAUUUUCUGA
Molecule: messenger RNA, 945 nt
Organism: Miscanthus lutarioriparius
Lineage: Eukaryota; Viridiplantae; Streptophyta; Magnoliopsida; Poales; Poaceae
Source: the annotation of a GenBank genome assembly